ACGCUCGCUGGGAAAUGGGGAAGCUGACCGGAACCAUGGCGCGGGAACUCCAGGACGUGGACCUCGCGGAGGUGAAGCCACUGGUCGAGAGAGAUGAGACCAUCUCAGGACUCCUCCAGGAGUUUGAUGUUCAGGAACAGGACGUAGAGUCGUUACACGGCACCGUCCACGUCACGCUAUGCGGGACUCCAAAAGCGAAGAGGCCCGUCAUCCUCACGUACCACGACAUUGGAUUGAAUCACAAAACAUGCUACAACCCACUCUUCAAUUCGGAGGACAUGCAAGAGAUCACCCAGCACUUCUCCGUGUGUCACGUAGAUGCCCCCGGGCAGCACGAUGGGGCCGCCUCUUUCCCAGCGGGGUACGUGUAUCCUUCCAUGGAUCAGCUGGCGGAAAUGAUCCCUGCGAUUCUUCAGCAAUUUGGGCUGAAGAGCAUCAUCGGGAUGGGGACCGGAGCUGGCGCUUACAUCUUAACCCGCUUUGCGCUAAACAACCCAGAGAUGGUGGAAGGGCUCGUCCUCAUCAACAUCAACCCCUGCGCUGAAGGAUGGAUGGAUUGGGCGGCCACUAAGAUUUCCGGAUGGACCCAGGCUCUCCCAGAUAUGGUGCUGUCCCACUUGUUUGGAAAGGAAGAGCUGCAGAGCCACGAGGAAGUGGUCCACACGUACCGCAAGCACAUCGUAGAUGACAUGAAUCAGAGCAACCUGCAUCUCUUCAUCAACGCCUACAACAGUCGGAGAGAUCUGGACAUCGAACGGCCAAUGCCAGCGGUUCCCACGGUCACCCUCCAGUGUCCCUCUCUUUUGGUCGUGGGGGACAACUCUCCAGCAGUGGACGCCGUGGUGGAAUGCAACUCUAAACUGGACCCAACGAAGACAACGCUCCUCAAGAUGGCAGAUUGUGGCGGUCUCCCCCAGAUUUCCCAGCCUGCAAAGCUCGCAGAAGCUUUCAAAUACUUUGUCCAGGGGAUGGGAUACAUGCCCUCUGCCAGCAUGACCCGCCUCAUGAGGUCCCGCACAGCCUCAGGUUCCAGCGUCACCUCCCUGGAGGGCUCCCGCAGCCGCUCCCACACCGGGGAAGGGUCCCGCAGCCGUUCCCACACGGGCGAGGGUUCCCGCGGCCGCUCCCACACGGACACCCGCCUGGAUAUCACUCCAAACGCCGGGGACAACUCUGGGCCCAAGGCCAUGGAACUCUCCAGUUAGAGGUGCAAAGCCGCUUUCCUGGCUCUGAAUUGGAACUGAAAGCUCAAAUAGCUGCCUGCCCCCCCUCCCCCCCCGUACCCUCCCACCCCCUUUUCCCUCAUCCCAGGGUACCCCCCAACACACAUAACUUGGCAUUAAUCCGACGCUUCUUUCCUAAGGGUGAGUUUGGGCAAAAACGUGGUGGGGGAGGUUUUUCUUGAAGGGGACCAAAGAAAGCAAGCAUCUCAAUGGCUUGAGUUUCAUUCAUUUCUUUACCUAAUUGCUGGUGGCUCCAAUUUUUGCCCUCCCCCUGAUGCCAAACUCUCAAAGGAUAUUUGCCAAAAAAAGAAUGUGGCAGUAAAAUACUUAAAAAAAAAAAAAAAAGAAAAAAGCAACUUUUUUUUUUAACAUGGGGCAGCCUGGAUUUAGACUAGAAUUUAUCCAAGCUCCGGUCUCCCUAUAUCCUGUUUUUCUUUGCACCUAAAGAAAACUGACCUCCUUGUGACACAAACUACACUACUUGGAUGUAGGGGAGGAAGAGAGAAAUGCAUUGUGGGUGACUUUUUUUUUCUUGGGGAAGAAAAAGAGGGGCUUGCAUUGAAGCUGGAGUUUUUUUGCAAACUCAAACUGUAUAGUUCACUUAAUAUUUAAAAAUCAUAUAUUGUGCAUUUAUAAUCCUUUUAAUCCAGUAGUGUGUAAGCCCAUUUCUCUUACGUUCUUUUUAACCAUCAGCUAAGAUAGGCACCUAAAAAUGCCAACAAGAUCCCAGCUGAUUGCAUUUCAGAAAUUAAGCUUGGUCACAGUGACUCCUUUUUUUCCCCCGUCUCCUCUCUUUUUUCCUUUUAUAAACAAGCGGGAGAGACAUUGUCUCCCCAAGGUGGCCAGAUGGGGCUGAGUGGGGAAAUACAUCUCUGCUGUUCGGUUCAGAGUUUAAAUGUUUAGAGCGACCAAGCGAGCUGGUCUUGCAUCCUCUGGGGGAGUGAUGUUCUCUCUGACACGGUGGAGACGAAACCAUGGGAUUUUGUGAACUGAACCUAAUCCGGCUUCUAAUUGUGUUGUCGAAUAAGUCUGAGGUCUGUGGUAUAGCCUCUAAUGGUUGCUGUGUGUCUUGACUUCCACUAAUGCUUCUAGAGUUCAGAUGGAACUUUUUCCUGGAAAAAAAGCACGUGAUGGGAAAGAUGGCGAGAGAAGGGGGAGAAGGUUACAUCUGGAAUCCAUUUUACUGGGUGACCAUCAACAGCGAAGGACCUGAUGACCCCAAUUCCCGGGCUGGUAGUUUGGGGGUGGAGAGGUCUCCCCUCUAAAGAAACCCUAUAACUGUUAGAUCUACCCCCUGCCUUCAUUCCCGGAGAUUCCCGAGGAAACCAGCAGGUUUGCUAAGGAACCCGGCCCCACUGAGAGUGGUCGACUGGCCUGGGACAAUCCAGUUCCAAACACACCCCCAGUGUAGAAUGGUGUUAGUUCAUGGGAGGAGCAGGAUGAGACAUUGAAAACUACUAGGCAAGGCCUAUCCAGAAGAGUUUCUUAAUUAAAUAUUUGUAUUUAUUUCCAAACCAAUAAAUUUGUAACUUUGCAA
Messenger RNA from Tachyglossus aculeatus (Australian echidna), 2760 nucleotides. RefSeq names its product N-myc downstream regulated 1 (gene NDRG1). Gene Ontology annotation, biological process: signal transduction. Gene Ontology annotation, cellular component: cytoplasm. The record is from RefSeq and is a predicted model, not a curated record. The transcript has 16 exons. The coding region runs from base 15 to 1205 and encodes 396 amino acids. Lineage: Eukaryota; Metazoa; Chordata; Mammalia; Monotremata; Tachyglossidae.